This is a messenger RNA of Trichomycterus rosablanca, 14081 nucleotides long. RefSeq names its product polycystic kidney disease 1a (gene pkd1a). Lineage: Eukaryota; Metazoa; Chordata; Actinopteri; Siluriformes; Trichomycteridae. Gene Ontology annotation, molecular function: monoatomic cation channel activity; protein binding. Gene Ontology annotation, biological process: kidney development; calcium ion transport. Bases 256 to 13986 code for a protein of 4576 amino acids. The record is from RefSeq and is a predicted model, not a curated record. The transcript is spliced from 47 exons. Gene Ontology annotation, cellular component: plasma membrane.
GCAGCAGGAGGAGGAGGAGGAGGAGGAGAGGAAGUUCUGGAGGAACUUGUGGAGUUUUUUUGGAGUUUUCUUUUCCUCCCUCAGUUCCGUUAACGGUGCAGCAGAGGGGACGUCAGCAUCACCGAACCCGAGGAACCGAACAGCGGGAUCAGAAGAACCAGGAGAGAAGAUCAGAAGUUCGUUGGGCGCGUGCUGGUGUUCUGAUGAGAAGGGAGAAGCUGUGGAGGAGAAGCUGGACGCGAUGUGACUGGAGCGAUGCCGUGUAGAAACGGACUCACGGGCUCCGGGAGAAAACAUGGCGUCUGUUUGUGUGCGCUCGCGCCGCCGCUGCUGCUGCUGCUGCUGCUCGCGCUCGCGGGUCUCGGGGCGGCGGCGGGAGAGACGGGCGCGUGCAGCCCGUGUCCCGGGAACUGCUCGUGCACCGUGGCGGCGCACGCGGAUCUCGGAGCGUGCGUGGUGAACUGCUCGGGCCGCGCGCUGGAGUGGAGCCCGUCCGUUACCGAGCUGCCCACGGACACGCACACACUGGACCUGUCCAGAAACUUCCUGUCCUCCGUGGACGCCGGACUGUUCGACCACCUGCCGGCCAUCAAAGAGAUGUAUCUGCAGAACAACCGCAUUACGGCUCUGCCUAACAAAGCGAUGGGGUGUGGCUCGCUAGCUGUGCUGGACCUGAGCUCGAACCCGUUCGUGUGCAACUGCAUGCUGGUGCAGUUGGUCAGGAGGCUGCAGCAAAAAGACGUGGUCCUGAGGAGAGCCAGUCAGAUGCUGUGCGACCGGCCGGCCAAACUGAAGGACCUCCCGCUCCUCAACGUCAGCUCGGACGACUGCGAGCUGUACUACGCCGGCUGCCUGCAGGACGACGCCCACCCCGGCGGCAGCGAGCUGGUGAUCUUCUCCUCCUCGGCCGAGGGGAACUUCUCGCGGCGGGAGUGCAACUCCAGAUGUUUCCUCGACAGGCAGCUGUACGGCGGCCUGGGGACCAGGGGCGAGUGUCUGUGCAGCACCAACUCCGAACCCAACCACAUCAGCGAGGCGCAGUGCUCGGCCGCGUGCUCCAACGCCACCGUCAUGAGGGACUGCGGCCUCACCGUCGCCCAGGACGUCUUCCAGGUGGACUUCACGGUUGGCGUCUGGCCCGUGCGCUCCAGCGUCCACUCCGAGGCCUCGUUUUCCGUCUCCUCCUCCGUCACGCCCGUCUCUCUGUACUGGGACUUCGGCGACUCGUCUCCCCUCCUGAACACGUCCGUCACCGCCGCGCGGCACAAAUACGGCCUGCCGGGUCGCUACCGGGUGAAGGUGGUCGCCGCGGCGGCGCACAAGGAGGCGACGGGCGUGGCAGACGUCGACGUGGAGCUGCCCCCGAGACUGGAGCUCCACUGUCCGUCCACGCUGCUGCCCGGUCAGAGCCUGGAGGAGGCGGUGACCCUGGUCAACUGGGGAGGAGCCGGAGUGUCCGUAGGCUGGACGGUCAAGAAGGACGACGCCGAGGUGGAGCGAGAUGAGCUGGUGUGUGUGCCGGAAGACGCCCCCCGUGUGAACUCCUCGAGGUGUUUCGAGCUGGUACCGGACGAGCUGAGCUGGGCAGAGGCCAGGCGCCGGUGCUCGGACCGCGGGGGCGAACUCGCCAUCGUCCAGAGCGACGUCGUGCUUGACCUGAUCGCCCGGCGAUUCACUCAGGACCGGACAGUCUGGCUGGGUCUCAGCGACGUGGACUCCUCCGGUACCCUGCGCUGGGUGGACGGCUCCUCUGCCGCGCCCGGUGGGGACGGGGUUCAGGAGAGCGGCGCCCCGGUGGAUGGAGACCGGUGUGUGUCUCUGGGCAGCGAUGGACUCACCAGCUCAGACCCCUGCGCUGCCAGGCAUGCCUACGUGUGCCAGUUUAAACGCCAGGCGCGUGUGUCCGACGCGGGCGUGUACCAAGUGGGCGUGGCUGUAUUUAACACCCAGACGAGUCUCACCCGUCCGAAUGUGUCAUCCAGCCCUGUAGCGGGCGCACCGGCCGGCGCUGUCGAGCUGCUCCUGUUCCCGUCCCUGAGUUUCGGACACAGCGGGCGCCUGGCGUCUCUGGAGCUGAUCACACGGUCUCUGAGCUCACACACACAGGUUCGCUUCCAGGUGUACCGGCCACACUGCCCACACCGUGGAUUACAGCUCCUGCUGCCAGAGUGCGGCGACCUCUGCAGCCCCGUGGCUCUGUGCCGCCCCCUGGACUCCACCCCCAACGAGACCGCCACCCCUCCCGCGACGUCCGCGCCACCGUGCCCCGCGUGGCAACAGUGGUGCCCGUACAAGGGCUCCUGUUCGCCCCUGGGGCAGCCCUGCCAUCCGGACCUGUGUCCCAACUGCUCGGGGGCGGAACCCUCGCCCGCUGGCACCGUGCGCCCACAAUACAGUCUGGUGGGGGAGGCACUGUUCACCCUGCCACCCGCACCCCCCACGAUCGUCUCGGUCCAGGAGACGAUCGAGGACCUCCUGGUCGCCCCGGGCGAUUUUAUCGGCCUCCAGCACGACGCCGGACCGUCCGGUUUGCUCGGCUGCGCCCCUGAUUCGUCCUCGCCGUGGAAACAGAGCCUGGUGGUCCAGAACCACUCCGACUGGGUGCGCGCCAACGAGACCCUGGAGGCGAACAGCCGCUGGAUGGAGGACGCGGUGUGCCCGAUCAGAGCGCUGUACGUGGGAAUGAACCACACCAAACUGCGCGGUCCGCUCCUCAGGGCCGGGUUACCCCAGGCGGGCAACUACAGCCUGGAGGUGACGUCGGACCACCCCGAUUACCCCGUCUCCGCCUCCUGUCCGAUACACGUCACCCCGCCGCUGCGCCUCACCCUGGUCUAUCCGGGCUACCAGAACGGCACCGUGUACUUCUCGCCCGAUCGGUCGUCCGUCCUGGUCAGGGUUCAAUCCGAGUACAGCGCGGUGGUCGGCACGCGAGAGGGCAACCGGACCGUCCCGUUCCAAAGCUCCUGCCCGGAAGAACUGCUCCCUAAAGUGGCGGAAUGCCGGACGCCCGGGGCGACUAACAACACCCUGUUCGCCUGGCUGGACCUCAGUCUGGACGUGACACCCGGAAGCACCAAGGUGGCGCUGUACGCCCGGAGCGAGGUGACCGACGACCAGCUGGAGGUCCAGGCGAGCGUUGAGGAGCCGCUGCGAGGGUUGCAGAUCCAGCCCCAUCCUGCCCACAGGGUCCUGAUGGAGACCGUAGUGAACUACGCGGCGUCCGUGGAAGGAGGAACUGACCCCUCGUUCAGAUGGACGGUGGACGAUAAGCCGUAUUUCACGUAUUACAACACCGUCCUCAACAUCAUCUACCAGAACCCCGCCGUCUACAAACUUACGGUCACGGCGUCCAACCACGUGAGCAGCCUGACGGAGAAUUUCAACGUGACCGUGGACCGGAUGAACCCCAUGAGCGAGAUCACGGUGCGGGGCGUCCCCGAGAUCGUGACGCAGGGGGAUCAGCUGACCCUGUCCGCCGUCGUCGAGGUGGACGUCUCGGUGAAUGCUACCUUCCAGUGGAUGUUCGGCGAGGGAGAUAAAACGCACUCCAGCCAUUUCACACCGCCGUACGACGUCUCGAACCAGAGCCCCGACCCCUCGAAAACACAGAUCAUCCUGCAGAACGAGGUCAAAUACGUCUACAGCCAACCAGGGGAGUACACCCUGAUGGUCUCCGUCUCCAACCGCUACGAGAACAGGAUGCGCAAGCUGGACGUGUACGUCUUCAGCAUCCUGACCUCGGUGGAGAUCGACACCGAGCCGGAGCUCCUGCGGGCCGGGGAGUUCGCCGCGUUCGAGGCGCACCCUUUACCGUCGCCGUACGGGAUCGUCUACACCUGGAACUUCGGAGACAACUCCAGCCUGCAGCAGGGCCGCGAGCGCAGGGUGCACCACGCCUACUCGCGCAGCGGCACCUACGCGGUGUGCGUCAACGUCAACAACACCAUAAGCAGCAACGACACCUGUAAGGUCCUGACGGUCUACGAGGACGUCCGGGGUCUGGCCGUGGCGCCGUCCGGUCCCACCGAGCUCAACACCCCUACGCUCGUCCGGGCCACCCUGGAAUCCGGGAACAACGUGAGCUGGAGUUUCUCCAUGGGCGACGAUACGGUGAUCGACCUCGAUCCGGGGGCGGAGCCUCGUGUGGAGCACAGGUACAAAAAGGAAGGGAACUAUACGGUCAACGUGACCGCGGCGAACGCCGUCGGCUCGCGGUGGGAGACCGUCCACGUGGAGGUGUUCGUGCUCCAGGUGUUGUGGUUGGAGCCCGCCGGGUGCGUCCGGGAAGGCGCCGAGAUCGACUUCCGCGCCCACGUGUCCGGGAACGCCUCGGCCCACCGGUACACGUGGAGUUUCGGUGACGAGACCGCCAACCGGACACGCGACGGGGUGCCCAGCGUGACCCACUUGUACGCCUCGAGCGGGAGUUACCACCUCUCGCUGCUCAUGUCGAGUGCCGCCAACAAGGCGAACUUCUUCACCUGGGUGUGCGUCCAGCCCGCGCUGACCAACGUCACCCUGCGACCCCUGACCAAGUACGUCAGACUCGGGGAGGAGAGCGUGUUCACCGUGAGCGCACACCCGAAAUUUGACUACACCUACUUGUGGAAUUUCGGACUCAGCGACUUCAGAAGCCCCAUCCCGGGGAACCGUACCAUGGCGUUUACGUACACCGGCGCCGGCGCAUACGUGGUAACGGUGACGGUCCUGAACAACAUCUCCUUGUGCAACAGGACGGCGCUGGUGGAAGUCCAGGAGCCCGUCGGGGUCGUGCUAAUACGUCACAAUGGCACCAGGGGUGGCAACUUGGCGUCGAGGCAGGACUACGCCUUCGCAUCGCUGUCAGACUUUGCGGACGCCGCGUUCGACUGGGACUUCGGCGACGGCACCCUUGUAUCUGGAGCCAACGUCACCCACGCCUACGAUUCCUCGGGUACCUUUACGAUCAGCGUCAUCGUAAGGAAUCAAGUGAGCGAAAACAGGAGCGAACUUGCGGUGACGGUGCUAUCCCCCAUCCAAGGACUGUCGGUCAACGCCAGCCUCGUGAGUGUCCCCCUGAACGCCACGGUCCACUUCGAGACCCACCUCGAGCAAGGGGACGGGGUGCGCUUCUCGUGGAUAGUCUGCGACCGCUGCACCUCCAUCCCCGGGACGUACAACAUGUUCUACACCUUCCGCUCGGUCGGGACUUUCAACAUCAUCGUCACGGCUGAGAACAACAUCAGCGUGGCCCAGGCUAGCAUAUACAUCUUCGUCCAGCGGGAGCUAGACGGUCUGCAGGUAGCCUCGGACGAGCUCGGGGACGGGUGCUGCUUCGCCACCAAUCGCGUCCUGCACCUGCACGCCGUCCUGAAAGAGGGCACCAACAUGUCCUUCGUCUGGAACGUCCUCUGCAACAGCGAGAACUUCACCGCAACGGGCCGGACCGUAGAGCUCAACUACUCCGCUCCCGGACCUUGCGAGGUCUUCCUGAGGGCAACCAACUUGCUCGGGACGUUGUCCGUCAACCGAACCAUCGAGUUCCUCGAUCUUGUCGGGGAGGUGGUCCUGACGGCUGAUCCGGACGCCGUGGUAGUCGGCGCCCGCGCCAACCUGACCGUGUUUACCUCGACGGGGAGCGACCCUCGGUACACGUGGUGGAUCGACGGGACUUGCUUGCCGCUCGACUCUUCGUCUCUUCUGCAUACCUUCGACCAACCGGGGAUGAAGCUGGUGCGCGUAGAAGUUUCAAACCGAGUCAGCGCAGAAGUCGGGUCGGUCCUGGUCAGCGUCCAGGAACCCGUUUCUGGCCUGGCGUUCGUCGCCACCAACGUAACCGAGCAGAACUUCGUCGCAUCCGGGGUCAACGUGUCUCUACUCGCCGACGUGCGAACCGGAUCCAACGUGUCCUGGACGUGGCUCCUUCCGGGAGGCGCGAGAUCGACCCGGCAGGUCACGUCCUGCGUCUUUCCGUCCCCUGGGACGUUCUCCGUGGCCCUGAACGCGUCGAACGACAUCAGUGGCGAGGUCCUGGAGCGGGACUUCUUCGUCCAGGACCGCAUCCAGGGGCUGGAGUUCAGGGCCAGCAAGAACAUUGUGGCGGUCGGCGAGAACGUCGAAUUCGGGAUCUCCGUGGCGUCCGGGACAUCCGUGAGCUACGCCCUGAGCAUAAGCGGCGACGCGACGGUCCACCCCAACCUGACCUACGUCCACCAGUUCAGCCGGGUCGACAACUACUACGCCAACCUGACCGCCUGGAAUCAGAUCAGCUCCGAGCGCAGGAACCUGCACAUCGUGGUGAUGGAACCCAUAACCAAGCUGACCAUCCUGGAUUGCUGCGAACAAGCCAUACCUGUCGGAGUUCCCAAGACCUUCGAGGCUCACAUAGCGACCGGCAACCAGGUGACCUACAUUUGGACGUUCGACCUCCAUCACGGAGUCAAGCAGACCCUCCUGGACUCGAAAGUGACCUACGUGCCCGAGGAGCCGGGAUUCCUGACCAUCAGCGUGUGCGCCCUGAACGCGCUCAACGUCCAGAACGAGACCAAAGACGUGCUCAUUCAGAACGUCCUCAAGCUGGCCACCCUGGAGGCCCAACCUCGAGACACUUUCGUCAACAAGACGGUCGUCUUCCAGGCCGGGGUGUCUCCGCAGUCUACCGCUCUGAGGUAUCAGUGGAACUUCGGCGAUGGGAGCCUCGUGAUUUCGUCCGACACCUCAUUGGUCACUCAUGUCUACUCGCUGCCUGGACGCUACCUGGCCCGCGUGAACGUCAGCAACUUUGUGAGCUUCGUUACUGCCCAGUUUGAGGUCAACAUCCGUGUCCUGGAGUGCUCGGAACCAGAAGUCCACGUGGUCCAAGCGCCGAGGUUGGCCAUCUGGAGGUCCAAGGCGUCUCUCGUAGAAGCGAAGGUCAACCUAAAAGGCUGUACGCGCUACACCUCCGAAUACCUCUGGGAGGUCUUUACCGCCCCUCAGUGUCAAGACUUUGAGAAUCACCUCUUUCCGCCCGCUAAGGUCUACCUUCCUGGAGAGGUCGACGCCCGGAGGCUCCAACUGUCGAUACCCAAGAUGUCCCUUCCUGCCAAGAACUACACCCUGGUCUUCUCGCUGUCCUAUAAAGGGAUCCCUUUGAGAAAGACCGCCUGCCUGCAGCUCUCGGUCAUGUCCGCCAAGUUGGUGCCCAUCAUUGAAGGUGGCACGUAUCGCGUCUGGUCCAAAACCCAGGACUUGCAACUGAACGCCAACCAAUCGUACGAUCCCAACUUAGAUCCGGAGAGUCAGACUCUCCUCAUGUACCACUGGGAGUGUCUGAACACCACAAAGGGAGUCUCCCACUGUUCCACUCUGAACCUCAGGCUGGGCCCGAAGGAUCUGCGUAUCUCCGGGUGGGAACUGGAGGUGGACGUCGAGUACACGUUCCGCCUGACCAUCAGUAAGGAGGGCAUGCAUGCGGAGUCCACCACUCAGAAGGUGUUAGUGAAGAGUGGUCGGAUCCCGAUCGUCUCUCUGGAGUGUGUGUCGUGUAAGGCUCUGUCCCGGUAUGAGAUCAGCCAGAACUCCUACGUCUACCUGGCUGGAACUUGCAGCAACUGCCACGGUUCCUACAGAGGGCGCUGGACCGCCAUGAACCGCCACAACGAGCCGCUAGUCCUGGACCUCAACACCACGACAACGAGGCAGGACAGCAUGAACCUGGUGCUGAGAAGGGGGGCGCUGCGGGAUGGAGACUCGUACACCUUCAGCCUGCACAUCACCGACGACAGCAUGGAGCAGGAGGGCGUGGCUAACAUCGAGCUCCGCCCAAACCACCCCCCCGCCGGGGGGACUUGUGUGCUGUGGGCGGACGAGGAGGGACCAGUGCACACACUUCUGCAGAGGGUGCACUUUAACUGUACAGGCUACACCGAUUUGGACGAGUCCGAGUCCCCUCUGGUCUACAGUUUGCUGGUGUUACGUUGUGCCGAAUCCAGCUGCGAGGACUUCUGCGUGUACAAGGGGACGAGUCCAGAGCACUCCACCUUUCUCCCACCGGGCUUCAGCUCCUCCCAGUACAGGGUCUCAGUCUCGGUCACAGUCGAAGACCACCAGGGGGCGUCGGUCACUGCCCUGAACAAGACCAUGACGGUGGUGCUACCUCAGGUCCCCGAUGGGUAUAGCAGCCUCGCCCACUGGUUGUACGUGCUGACCGACACCAUGCUGAAUAAGCUGCUGAAACAGGGCGACUCCCAGAGCGUCCGCGAGCUCUCGCUCGCCCUCGUUACCGUCCUCAACGAGUAUGAGCAGAGGUCGCCGCGGCGGAGGGAGGGCGUGUCCAGGCAGGAGAGACAGUACAGGGUGAGCGUGAGAGGGAACGUCACCCGAGCUCUGACGUCGCUGGACCUCAACACGGUCAGCGACAUCCAGCAGACCUCGGCCGCCCUGGCGCAGUGCACGGCUCGGGAAUUCGUGUGUGAGGAGUGUCAGAACAGCACCCUGAACAAACUGGAGUCGAUGCUGGAGAUCCUGCAGACGGACACCAAGCAGGGCACCGUCACGCCCACCGAGAUCGCCGACAACAUCCUGAACAUCAUGGGAGAUCUGAUCCACCAGGUGAACCAGGCCGCGUCCCUCUCGUCGGACGAGUCCGAGGACCGGGUCUCCGGGUAUCCGGUACCGUCCCUGCAGUCCUCGCUGCUGGACCAGCCGCACCCCCUGCGCGUCGCCGCCAAGGCCUACACCCUGUCCUCCGAGCUCAUGCAGAUCCUCAUGCUGUCCCGCGUGCUCAACGAGGAGCCGCUGAUCCUGCGCGGGGCCGACAUAGCGGCCGCCGGGAAGCGGGCCGACCCGCACAGCCUGCUGUGCUACGGGCAGAGCGACGCCCCCGAGUGCCGCCGCUUCUCCAUCCCGCGGGCCUUCAACUCCAGCCUGGGGAACACCCUGAGCACCAACGGGCUCGCCGGCGAGGGCGUGGUGCAGCUGCUCUUUCAGGUGGAGCCCAACCCCUUCCCGUUUAACUACGUCCCUAACUAUACGGUGUCCACCGAGGUGGCGUCCAUGGAGUUCCGCACGGUGAACGGCACCCAGAUUCCCAUCGCAGACCUGGACGAGAGCCAGGCCAUCACCGUCGCCCUGAACAACGGCACCGCGGCGAGGCUGGACGGGGACGGCACCGUGGUCAAGCUGGAGCCCGUGGGAGCGGUGAAUGUCAGUCGGUGCGGUUCGGUGACCAUCAGGGUCAGCACGGGGAACAACAACGAGCGAGCUGGAGUCUACGUCCAGCUCAACUUCACCGUCCUGAAGGAUUCCCCAGAUAAUCCAGAAGACGACCCGUCCAUCAUGGCCUACCUGCACACGUCCGAAUGGCCUAACGAGUACAACAGCACUGACCGCAAACGCAUCACGCUCAGCACGGUGCGGGGAGGGAGUCCGGACCACCAGCUCUACACCUUCUUCCUCUCUCCACUCGUGUACAACACCACCCAGGAUCACUUCAUCAACGUUACGGCGGGCUGCACCCCUCGCUGGCCCGCUCAGGUCCGGGUGGAGGUGGGCGUGUUCACGGCGCUCUGUCAGUACUUCAGCGAGCUUGGGCGCAUGUGGCAGACGGACGGCAUGGUGCCCCUGCCGGAGACCAGCGCCGGACGGGCCGUGUGCAGCACGCGCCACCUGACCGUCUUCGCGGCCAGUCUGUUCAUCCCGCCGCACGCCGUCACCUUCACUGUUCACGACGCUGUAACCGGACGCAGUAUGGUGGUGCUGCUGGUGUGUGUGGUGUGUUUACUCUGUUACGCCGUGGCGGCUCCGUUGUUGAGGAAACUGGACCAGUUGGAUCUGAGACGGGCGUCUGUGGUUCCUCUGUGUGGGAAAGACGGACUCUACAAGUACGAGGUCCAGGUGAAGACCGGCUGGAGGAGAGGGGCAGGCACCACGGCUCACGUGGGCAUCAGCCUGCACGGCAGCGAGAGUCACAGCGGCCACCGUCACCUGGAUCAAAUCGGAGCGUUCGCACGCAACGGCCUGGACAUCUUUCACGUCGCCACCGACUCCAGCCUGGGGAACCUGCUCAAGAUCCGGGUGUGGCACGACAACAAAGGUCUGUCCCCUGCCUGGCUGCUGCAGUACGUACUGGUGAAGGAUCUGCAGUCUGGAAGCUCGUACUUCUUCGUGGUGGACGAGUGGCUCUCCGUGGAUAACGAGAGGACGGGCGGCAGGGUGGAGAUCGAGGCCGAGCCCUUAGAGGAGGCGGAGCUCCGGCGCUGGCCCCGCCUCCUCUCCUGGGAGCUCCAGCGGGGGGUGUGUGAGGGGCACCUGUGGGUGUCGCUGUGGGAGAAGCCGGGGCGGAGCCCCUUCACCCGCCUGCACCGGGGCACCUGCUGCUGCCUGCUGCUCCAGCUCCUCCUGCUGGCCAACACCGUGUGGUACGCCACCGUCACCUACGCCCACAGCUUGGUCCCUGUGUCGGAGCAGGUGCCCCUGGACGCUGAGGUGCUCGGGGUGGGCGUGGUCAGCUGUCUGGUCAUCUAUCCUCUCUACCUGCUCAUCUUCUGCCUCUUCAGGCUCAGUCGCAGCAAGGUCACCGUGGAGAAACUCCCCCCCCAGGUGGAUCAGGAGUCUCUGGAGAUCGACGACUUCCUGGACAACUCCAUGACCGGAAGCUCCUUCCUCAUAUUCAACGGGAUUCCUACAGAGACGUACUCGGAGGAGACGAACAUCGACCUGCCCACACCCUCAUCUAAAAGGUGGAGCCUCCCGGACGGCGAGUGGCCGGAGGGGGCGAGCGAGCCGUCAGUGGAGAUGGCGGCCGGGUUUCCUCCUCGUCUGAAGCGAGGGCAGGGCAGCAGGCACCUGGGCGUGGACAUGGCCUUCAACCCCGACGAGGACGAGGCGGCCGGGCGCGACCACAGGAACAAAUACUUCACCUCCUCCGAUGAAGAUCUGAUCAAGCGGAUCCUGACGGACGGACAGCUGCUCCCUCAGGACAGCGAAACGGGAGAUCUCUCCAGUAUAUUCGGGGAUAAGACCGAGGUGAUCCUGCUGCAGAAGAUGAGCGACCCCGUCCCCGCGGCUGUAAGGAAGGAGCCGCCCAAAACCGCCUUCACCUCACGCACAGUGGAGAUGGACGUGUGUAAGCCCAGGCCGCUCCCGUCGGCGUGUGGACUGGCGGCUCUCUGGGGGAGCUGGACGGCUCUGAUCCUGUCCAGCGGCGUGAUGAUUUGGUUGGGACUGAGCCUGAGCGAGCGGGUGGCUCUGAUGUGGUUGAUCUCCUGCAUGGUUGGAUUCCUCACGUCCUUCUGCGUCCUGGAACCUCUGAAGGUGCUGAUGGAGGGGGCGUAUUUCGGGCUGAAGGUGCGCCGCCUGAGGCCGGAGGAGGGCGACGUGCUGGUCGACUGCCCCCGAGUGGAGAGGGUGGUGCAGCGAGUGCCCAGGGUCCGGCCGCCUCAGGGCUUCGCCCUGUCUCAGGCCCGGGAGGAGGCGCGCAAGGUCCGCCUGCUGCACCGCAUGCUGACGGGCUUUUCGCUGUACAUGCUCUUCCUGCUGGUCGUCCUGCUCCUGAAUUACGCCGAUUCUAGCCGAGACGCUCAUCACCUGAGACUCCGCGCCCAGCUGGAGGACCACGUCCGCUCGCACCACGCCAACGUCAGCAGCCGAGACGACGUGUGGGCGUGGCUUUCUGAUUCGCUGUUGCCGCGACUACUGGACGGCCCCGCCCUCAUGAAAUCCACAGGAAGCCUGUUGUUAGGAAAGCCGCGCCUGCGCCAGCAGAGAUCCCGACCAGCCUGCCCAGCGAGCGGAUAUUUCCCAGCAUCCUCCUGGUUCGGGUGUGGCCCGGCGGGAUGGGCGGAGUCGAGCGUAGGAGUGGCGCAGAACUGGAGCCGGAGUGUGUCUCAGAGCACGGGGGCGUGGCACUGGGGUCGGGCGUCCGUGUACGAUGGCGGCGGCUUUGUGCAGGAGCUCAGCCGAAAUACGGAGGAAUCUAGAACCCUGAUAGAAGAACUACACACACACCGGUGGCUGGAUCCACUGACGAGGGUUCUCUUCGUGGAGUUCUCCCUGUACAACACCAACACAGACCUGCUGUCCGUCCUCACCUUCCUGCUGGAGUUCCCCGUCUCCGAGCGCGCUCAGUUCGGCCUCGACCUGAAGACCUGCAGCCUGCAGACGCUCCGCCGCGGCGUCGACCUGCCGCUCUUCCUCACGCUGGUCCUGACGGCCCUGCUGUUGUACUUCUCCGUGCGGGAGGGCGUGUCCGCUCGGAGGCAGGGGUGGGGCUACUUCCUGCGGGCGUGGAACCUGGUGGGCGCGGUCACCCUGCUGCUGGCGGCCGGCGUCGUCGCCCUCCAGCUGCGCCGCUCUGUUCUGGCCUCUCGCCUCUGGGACUCGUACCUGCGCCGGAGGGAGGCGUUCGUGGACUUCUUCCCUCUGGCCCAGCAGGACCAGGUUCUGGUCCAGAUCAACGCCGCGCUGCUCUUCCUGCUGGUGCUCAAGGCGUCCCAUCAGUUACGGUUCCUGAGGGAGUGGGCCGUGUUUGGGAGGACGCUGAGGAGGUCGGUGUGGGAGCUGCUGACCGUCGCGCUAGCUCUGCUAGUCCUGCUGCUGGCGUAUUCACACACCGGGUACCUGCUGUUCCACUCCCUUAAAGACGGCUACGGGACGGUCAGCUCCGCCGGACUCUCGCUGCUGGACUCCGGGAGGCCGGGUCUGCCGUCGUGGCGGCCGGACGGAGGCUCCCACGCCUGUCCGGCGUCCUGUUUCGUUUUCCACGUCAGCUUCGCGGCGCUGCGCCUGCUCCUGCUGUGGCUGCUGAUCUCGGCGCUACUGAGGAACUACCGGCGGGUCCGGGCGGAGCUGUACAGGCCGGCGGUGGACCUCCAGGACUACGAGAUGGUGGAGCUGUUCCUGCGCCGCCUCAAGAUGUGGAUCGGCCUGAGCCGCACCAAAGAGUUCCGCCACAAGGUGCGUUUCGAGGGCAUGGAGCUCCCGCCGUCCAGGUCCUCGUCCACCAGCGACUGCAAGUCUCUCUGCCUGCCCCCUCUUGAUGCCCCCGAGCCGCCCCCGAGCCCCGACAGCGUGGACGGAGGCUCCGAGGCCUCCUGGCACCCCACGUCCGGCAGCCCGUGCGGCCUGGCCGAGGCUCCCGGGCUCAGCCUGGGCCUCAGCUUGAGUCUCGGGGUGGUACCGGGGGGUCCGGUGUGGAAGGAGCGCCCGGAGACCGAUGCCACCCUGCGCAGGGUCUUGCCGGCCUUUGACGCCUUGCUGCUCCAGCUGGACAGGGUGAAUCAGGCUACAGAAGAGCUGUACCACACCGAGUGCCGCCUGGAGACGGUCGGGAGCCUCAAAGAAGGACUCCGGGAUGGCGGUCAGGGCGCCGAAGGUCAGAGAAGACGCAAGGGGUCGCAUAGACGGCGCCACAAAGGGGACAAGGCCAAGAAGGACGUUGGCGCCCCGGAAUCUCCAAAGAAAGAAGAAGGUUCUGACGUGUGCCCUCCAAAAAUAGACAGUGUGGACCACACGAGCCCUCAAGAGGACUCGCAAAGUCCUCGGGGUGCCAACGUGGGUCCUCCGAAAGCACAAGCGGAUCUGGACAGGAAGGAGCGCAGGGCGGAUCUACGCCCCAUCAGGGUAGAAGAAAGUGCCGUGAAGAUGAAAGCAAGUGCCAGCGUGGCGGAAGCAGGUCCUUGUAGACCCUCCAAAGGACCCCGCAAGGCUCUCUCCAAAAGGAAGAAGGUCGACCCGAGCCCCGGGACCGUCGACCAACCGGCGCCCCCUCCGACGUCGGCUCCCUCCCGCGGUACCUCGACUCCCUGUUCGGCGACGGCGACCCCGGUGCCCGUCCCUCGCCCCCUGGACUGGGGUCCGCCCGGGAACGCGGCGGACCUGCCGUCCAGCCUUUUCAAUCACCCGGCGCACACCGCCACCAUGCCCACGCGCAAACGCAAGCACAAGCACGCCCCCAUGAGGAACAAGAUCCACCCCAACACCGACCGGCCCGUCUCGGGACACUGCAAGCCAGAGGGGCGCUAGGGGUUCCGCGUCGGCGCGGUCGGAAGGGGUCCGGGCCACGCGGGUCCGGGCCACGCUUGCUCUUCCCCGGAAUUCCAAAAGCGGGCAGGAGGAGA